This is a messenger RNA of Fomitopsis serialis, 2752 nucleotides long. Its product is annotated as alpha-glucosidase. Gene Ontology annotation, cellular component: glucosidase II complex. The record is from RefSeq and is a predicted model, not a curated record. The coding region runs from base 66 to 2603 and encodes 845 amino acids. Gene Ontology annotation, biological process: N-glycan processing; carbohydrate metabolic process. NCBI's taxonomy places the organism in Eukaryota, Fungi, Basidiomycota, Agaricomycetes, Polyporales, Fomitopsidaceae. Gene Ontology annotation, molecular function: alpha-glucosidase activity; carbohydrate binding. The transcript has 14 exons.
ACGUACGCGACGGCGCAAAACACACCAUUAUAACACCAUCUUCCAAAGAGGGAGUGAGGUACACUAUGCGAGCUUUCAGCUCGUUGCUCUUCCUGGCCGUUCUCCCGGCCGCACUUGCAGUGAAACAGCAGGACUUCAAGACAUGUUCUCAAGCUGCGUUCUGCCGGCGAGGACGGGCUUUGUCGCGAGGGCGCAAGAGCCCGUCGUGGAGGUCUCCGUACUCUUUUCUCCGAGCAAGCUCGCUCGUGGCGGCGGUGAAGUCGUCGCUGUAUCCCGAUGUCAAGUUCUCACUAGACGUGCGCGUUCACGAUGACGGUGUCGUGCGCGUGCGCAUGGACGAGGUCGAUGGUCUGAGGAAGCGGUACGACGAGGCGUCGUCGUGGGCCCUCGUCGCCGAGCCUACUAUCAGCCCCGACGUCAAGUGGUCUGUGGGCAAAAAGGACGUUCGCGCGACGUACGUCACAAAGAAGGACAUCGAGGUCGUGGUAUCUUACGACCCGCUCACGGUGACGUUGUUCCGGGCUGGGAAGCCGCAGGUCGUGCUCAAUGGCCGUGGUCUCCUGCACUUGGAACACUUCCGGACGAAGGCGGCAGGGCGAGAAGAGGACGGCUUCUGGGAGGAGAAGUUUGGCUCUUGGACGGAUUCCAAGCCGAAGGGUGCGCCCGAGUCCCUUUCCAUUGACAUCAACUUCCCCAAUCACGGACACGUCUACGGUAUCCCUCAGCACGCGACGAGGCUUGACCUGCCGACUACGACUGGCGAGGACGCGCACUUCUCUGAACCCUACCGGCUGUACAACGCAGACGUGUUCGAGUACCUCCCGGACUCGCCCAUGUCGCUGUACGGCUCAAUCCCCCUCAUGCACGCACACUCCGCGGAGGGUACUGUUGCGAUCUUCAACGCAGUGGCCUCCGAGACGUGGAUCGACGUUGGCCGGCCGUCCGCAACCUCGACUGAGACGCACUGGAUCUCCGAGUCCGGCAUCCUGGACGUAUUCAUCAUGCCUGGGCCGACGCCCGCAGAUGUGUUCGCUCAGUACACUCGAUUGACGGGCACGCCCGCGCUCCCUGCUCACUGGGCGCUUGCAUACCACCAGUGCCGGUGGAACUACAUCAGUUCUGACGAUGUGCGCGAUGUGCAGAGGCGAUUCGAUGCGGAAGAUAUGCCGGUCGACGUGUUCUGGCUAGAUAUCGAGUAUGCUGAGGAACACAAGUACUUCAUCUGGGACAAGAAGACCUUCCCGGACCCAGUGGACAUGACGCAUGACGUCGAAGCGAUCGGUCGCAAGAUGGUCGUCAUCAUUGACCCGCAUCUGAAGCGCACGGACGACUACCCUGUCUACAAAGAGGCGAAGGAGCUCGGUGUCCUCGUCAAGACACCGGGCGGCGAGAACAACUACGAGGGCUGGUGCUGGAGUGGCAGUAGUGCCUGGAUCGACUUCUUCAACCCCAACUCUUGGGACUGGUGGACGUCUCUGUUCAAGAUUGAACCGGGUGAGAAAUGGUCGUGGACCGAGAGCACCAUAGAUACAUACGUCUGGAACGACAUGAACGAGCCAGCGAUCUUUAAUGGUCCCGAAAUCAGCAUGCCUCGCGACAACAUUCACCACGGUGGUUGGGAGCACCGUGACAUUCAUAACAUUAACGGGAUGUUACUGCACAACCUCACAGCGCAGGCGGUCACGACACGCACAGAUCCGCCGAGGCGGCCCUUUGUCCUACCCGCGAUUUGGUGCAUGUGGACGGGCGACAACCUUGGUACCUGGGAACACAUGGCUGUGGGUCUCAAGAUGGUUCUUGCGAACAAUGUCGGAGGGUUCAGCUUCGCCGGAUCUGACGUCGGUGGUUUCUUCGGAAACCCGGAGCCCGAGAUGCUCGUGCGCUGGUACGGACGUCGCGAGCCUUACCUGCUUGAUGAGCCAUACAAGAGCAUCCUCCGUUCGUUCCUCCGCCUGCGCUACAGUCUCUGCCCCGGGCUGCUCGUGAAGCCCAUCACAGAAAAGGGAGUGACCGAAGCCUCCGUCUAUCUCCCAGAAGACCAGGUCUACUAUGACUAUUUCAACUAUGAAGCAUACCGGGGCGCGUCCAAGGGCAAGCACGUCACCGUGCCCUUCCUCAUCCGUGGCGGAUCGAUCGUGCCCACACGCGAGCGUCCACGGAGGUCUUCGCUGCUCAUGAAGCGUGACCCAUUCACGUUGCGCGUUGCCCUCGACACCAGUGGUGCGGCCAAGGGCGAGCUCUAUUUGGACGACGGCGAGACAUUCUCCCAUCGCGAUGGCAAGUUCAUUUGGCGCGAGUUCAUUGCUGGCAAGCAGAACAAAGGUCUCCUUAUCCGGAGCACCGAUCUUGCUGCACAGAAGCCCGGAGAAGCUGUCGAUGGCGUUGCGCUGUCCACCUACGAUGGAGGCAAUGACUUUGCGAAGGACAUGGCCACGGUCAGGGUCGAGAGGGUGGUUGUGUUCGGCAGCGCGAAGCCGAAGAGCGUGCAGUAUACGCCUGGUGUCGCCUCCAACACGAAGAAGCAGGGGACGGCGAGCGUGCUCGUCAUCAAGGAUCCUGGCGUGGGCGUCAGCAGCGACUGGGAGAUCGUCAUCCAGGUGUGAGACUCUAGACUGCCUGCUUUCCAUUGUCCGACGCAACUUCUUGUAUUAUCGCUUUCCUAUUCUAGACGUGUUAUGCCAGACUCCAUGACAACCGGCGUGUGUCUACGCUUGAGUCGCAAUUCAUUUACAUGCACAAUGGUGAGUGCCAG